AUGGAGUCAGGAAAGAGAAAAACAUUCCAAAUCAAAGCCAAGGUACCGUGUGUGAAGGGGUUCAUUGCAUUCAGAGAUGGGUUGACUAAUAUCCGUCGAGACGCAUUUACACUCAAAUAUGGGAAGAUUUUACACUUGUUGUCUGUACCAGUACAGAAGGAUGCUAUUACCGCACUAGCCCAGUUUUAUGAUCCACCACUCAGAAGUUUCCUCUUUAGAGAUUUCCAGUUGGCCCCAACUUUGGAAGAAUUCAUAAGAAUAUUGGACUCUCCUAAGCAGAAGAAGGGACCAUACAAGGGGUUAGGUCAAAUCCCUAAACCCGAAGAGUUGGCAGAAGUAUUAGACAUCCCAGUCAAAGAUCUAACCCCUAACAUCAAAAUUUGGGGGAAGAUACAAGGAAUUCCACAAGAGUACCUGGAGAAAACUACUCAAACCUUUGUUGAAGCCCAGAAGUGGGAAGCCCAUGAUACUAUUAUGGCUUUACUUAUUUUUGGAUUGGUGUUAUUUCCUAAUAUGGAGAAGUUAAUUGAUACAGCAGCUAUCAGCGUGUUUUGGGCCGUCAAGGUUAAGAAUGAAGAUCCAGUGCCCGCACUCCUAGCAGAUGUUUAUCACACCUUGCACUUACGCUUUGAGAAGAAGGGAAGACUGAUGUUAUGUUGCAUACCACUCCUUUACCAAUGGUUUGUCUCUCAUGUGUUCAAAGAUGUUGAUACAAUUGAAAGUAUGGAUGGAUAUGAGUGGUCUCAAAAGCUAGUAGGACUCACUGAAAAUACCAUUAUUUGGUAUCCUCAUGGUUUGAAUGUGAGAGAUACGAUUACUAGUUGUGGAGAAUUUCCAAAUGUACCAUUAAUAGGGUCAAAAGGGUGCAUUAACUACAACCCUAUUUUAGCAGUGAGGCAGUUGGGUUAUCCUAUCACAUACAAGCCGGAUGACCAUUUGUUAGAAGGUUUUGUGUUCCAUGAUAUGGAGGAUCUCGUUAUGCUGAAAAGGGUUAUCCGAGCCUGGGAAAAAGUUCGCUUCAGAGGACAAGACAAAGGAAAGGGUGUCAUAGGGGAUAGAGAAUCCUAUCAUCAAUGGGUCACCAGAAGAAGUCAAGAGAUUAAGCUACCAUUCAUCCUCAAUCCUCCAACUCAACCUCCACCACCAGAACCCAUCCCUGUCUCCAUGGAAGAAGUGGAAGCGUUGAGAGCUACUAUAGCAAGACUUGGACGAGAAAAUGAAGAGCUACAUACCAGCUUCCAGCAAAUUUCAAAUGAAAGAAAUGAAAUAAAGUGGGAACUAGAGAGGAAGAAGGCUCAGCUAGAAGCGACUGAGGAAAAGGUCGACAAGGAAGAACGCAAGAGAAAGAAAGUGAAAGUAGGCAUGGGACAAGCUGACCACUGCCUAGAAACCAUUAAAGAGCAGUUGACACAAGUUGAGAAAGAGUGCCAAAAGAAUAAGCGAUGGUGGCUACGAGCUACAGAAGAGAAAAAAGAAGUUAGAGAGAUAUUGGAGGCUAAGAUACACGAUCUCACUAUCUCCCUCCAUAAUGCUGAGACCCAAGCCGAGCACGAGCGCCGACUUAAGGAAAAAUCCCUUGAAGCUUCUCGAGUCACACCUACGACUUGGGCCGAGAAAUGUCAAGAAGUAAAAGAUGCUAGAGAAGUUGCUCAACAAUGGAAAGAUAGAUUCGAGGCAUUCCAUCAAGACUUUGAACAUUGA
Messenger RNA from Lathyrus oleraceus (garden pea), 1701 nucleotides. RefSeq lists its product as uncharacterized. The record is from RefSeq and is a predicted model, not a curated record. The transcript has a single exon. Bases 1 to 1701 code for a protein of 566 amino acids. Lineage: Eukaryota; Viridiplantae; Streptophyta; Magnoliopsida; Fabales; Fabaceae.